Messenger RNA from Protopterus annectens (West African lungfish), 6544 nucleotides. RefSeq names its product OCRL inositol polyphosphate-5-phosphatase (gene OCRL). The record is from RefSeq and is a predicted model, not a curated record. Gene Ontology annotation, biological process: signal transduction; phosphatidylinositol dephosphorylation. Gene Ontology annotation, molecular function: inositol phosphate phosphatase activity; phosphatidylinositol-4,5-bisphosphate 5-phosphatase activity. The transcript is spliced from 24 exons. Bases 1 to 2739 code for a protein of 912 amino acids. NCBI's taxonomy places the organism in Eukaryota, Metazoa, Chordata, Ceratodontiformes, Protopteridae. Gene Ontology annotation, cellular component: cytoplasm; membrane.
AUGAAGGAGCAGACCGAGAGAAAUCAUGUGGUUGAAGGAUUUGAGGUAACUAACAGCCUGAAGGAGCCCCGACAGCUUAUUCUGGUGCAGCGUGGAGGAGAAUAUGAGUUGCUUAUGCGUCCUGUCCAAGACAUUCAUGUUGGAUGUACCACUGCACAAGUAGUGAUUCCUGUUAACGACCAUUUUCGAAUUAUACAAGAAGCUGAAGAAGCUGUCCUGAUUGAUUUGUCACCAACCUCUGGAUGUAAAUUCAUAAUUCAAGGGGACCAGACUCCGCAACUGCAUUUUGAGUUCCAGGAUGAAAAAGCGGCAUCUUCCCUUUUGACAGAUGUGAGGAAGAUUCAGCAAUCAUUGUUAAAGACAAGACCAGCUGAGGUGAUGGAUCCAUUUGGAAUAGAUUCUUCAAACUGGUAUCAGUCAUCAGAAACUGUACAGAAAACAGCUUCCAAAUUACCUGGCACAGAAAAUAUGGGGUUUGUGGAUAACUUCUCUGACCUAAGUAUAGAACAGAAGAAAAAUCAACAGAACCAACAGUUAUCAAGUCCAAGGCCUCCACCUCCACCUCCCGCAAACAGAACGUUGCCUGCUGAAAAGCCAAAUGGACGAACUGAUCAACUCAGACGAGACAACACAAUAAGGAAGCUUUUUGAGCCAAGCAACCAGUCUAUGCAACGUGAAGGACUGAUCAAACACUACAUGUUAAAGAGAGAAUCCGAGUACGUGGACAUUCAGGACUUCAGAUUUUUUGUUGGUACAUGGAAUGUUAAUGGACAAUCCCCUGAUUCUGAACUGCAUCCAUGGCUGCGCUAUGAUAAGUCACCUCCUGACUUGUACUGCAUAGGUUUCCAGGAGCUGGAUUUAAGCACAGAAGCCUUUUUCUAUUUCGAUUCUUUAAAGGAGCAAGAAUGGUUGUUGGCUGUCAGGAAGAGUCUUCAUCCCAAAGCCAGGUACAUAGAGGUACGCACAAUCCGUUUGGUGGGAAUGAUGCUCGUGAUUUUUGUCAAGGAACAGCAUCUGAAACACAUUAGGGAAGUGAUGGCAGAAACUGCAGGCACAGGACUAAUGGGCAAAAUGGGUAAUAAGGGAGGUGUAGCUGUGAGGUUUGUUUUCCAUAACACCUCAUUUUGUGUGGUGAACUCCCACCUGGCUGCUCACGUAGAGGAUUUUGAGAGGAGAAACCAGGACUACAGAGAGAUAUGUUCUCGAAUGAGUUUUGCAAUGUUGGAUCAAAAUAUACCUCCACUCAGCAUCACUAGGCAUGAUGUUGUUCUAUGGCUAGGGGACUUGAAUUAUAGACUUUGCAUGUCAGAUGCCAAUGAAGUUAAAACCAAAAUAGUCCAUGGGGAGAUUAAGCAGCUGCUGGAACUGGAUCAGCUGAAUAUUCAGCGGAGUACCAAAAAGGCCUUUGCAGAUUUUUUGGAAGGAGAGAUCACAUUUAUUCCAACUUAUAAAUAUGAUUCUAAGACCGAUCGGUGGGAUUCCAGUGGUAAGUGCCGUGUUCCAGCUUGGUGUGAUCGGGUGUUAUGGAGAGGUAGUAAUGUGAAACUCCUAGACUACCGCAGUCACAUGGCUCUUAAGACAAGUGAUCACAAACCUGUUAGUGCUGUGUUCGACAUUGGGGUGAAAAUUGUUGAUAACAGGAGAUACAAGCAGGCAUUUGAAGAUCUUGUACGAAGAAUGGAUCGAAUGGAGAAUGAGUUUCUGCCUUCGGUACUGCUCAGUCAUAGGGAUUUUACAUUUGAGAAUGUCCGGUUUCGACAGCUACAGAGAGAGAAAUUCCAUAUUACAAAUGAUGGACAAGUUCCCUGUCACUUUGUCUUCAUCCCAAAGCUGAAUGAUGCACAGUACUGCAAACCAUGGCUAAGAGCAGAACCGAGUGACGGAUACCUAGAACCCAAUGAGACCUUGGAGAUUUCACUAGAAGUCUAUGUUAGCAAGGACUCUGUAACAUUGUUAAACUCUGGAGUCGAUUCUAUAGAAGACAUACUGGUUCUCCAUCUGGACCGGGGCAAAGAUUAUUUCCUUACCAUCUGUGGAAAUUAUGUACCCAGCUGUUUUGGAACACCGUUGGAGACUUUAUGUAGAAUGAAAAGACCAAUCCGUGAAGUGCCAGUCUCCACACUCAUUGACCUGGGAGAAGACAGCUUCAUAGACAAGCAGGAGAAAUCCUUGAAGAAGCUGAGUCCAUGGGACACAGAAGGGACAGAAGAUCGACCCUUGCAAAUUCCAAAGGAGAUCUGGCUGUUGGUUGACCACUUAUACAAGAAUGCUUGUCACCAGGAGGAUUUGUUCCAGACCCCAGGAAUGCAGGAGGAAUUACAACGUAUUAUUGAAUGCCUAGAUACUAGCAUCCCAGAAGUAAUACCUGGCAGCAAUCACUCCGUGGCAGAGGCGUUGUUGAUUUUCCUAGAAGCCUUACCAGAACCUGUAAUAUGCUAUGAGCUGUAUCACUGCUGUCUUGACUCAUCCUAUGACAGUAGGUUAUGCCGAAAGGUGAUUUCUCAGUUGCCUCGUAGCCAUCGAAGUGUAUUUAGGUACUUGAUGUCAUUUUUACGAGAAUUGCUGAAAUACUCUGAACACAACAAUCUCAGUGUAAAUAUGAUUGCCAGCCUUUUUGCUACUCUUCUUCUGAGGCCCCCACCAAACCUAACUGGGAAGCAGACCCCUCAGGACCGACAGAAAGCCGUCAACUUCAUCCAGGGUUUCCUGACUGGGGGAGCAGAUGAAGACUUGACCUAGACUUGCUAAAGUGAAAUAGCAGUGAGCCUGUCUUCUAGCGCCAUAUUUUGUAUUACACACAUUUCACAUGCAAGCACUUCAGUCAUAUACCUACUUUGUGGAACAGCUAUCCCAGGUAGUGAUAUAGCGAGAGGACUAUGGAACAAUUUAUACCCAAAUAUUAGGAGGGAGAAUCGCAACUAAAGAAAAAAAAAAACUACGUAUCUGCUGAUGAUAUGCAUUAUGCACAGGACAGUGGAUUUCUGCCAAACACUGUUCCUUGUAUAUAGCAGCAUUUCAAAAGAUGGUUAUGAAACAUGCACUCAGAUGAGUUUAAAUAUGAUUAGGACUGGCACAAGUGGUGGUCAGGAGUAUUUACUGAAGUGGUUCGUUUUGUUCUACUUCCAAGCAGAGUUCAUGGGCUACUGAUUUUCUGACUGUCUUCAGGAGUGUCAUACAGUUGUGUGAAAAUUCAUCUUCAGCUGGUACCACAACGUAAUGGGCUGUUUGCUUUUGUCAUUGACAGUUGUCAUAACUGGCAUUGCUGGUGUCAUGCUAUUUGGUGUUUACACUGAAGAAGUAAUGUUUUUCCUAUAAGAGAUUUCUCAGGUGUUCGGUGACAGUGCAGUAUGUUGCAUUUUACUAUUUGUAUAUCUCUCCUUAAUAUGUCUUUGCAUCAUCCUAUGUAGUAGUUUUGGAAAUUGGAGUCACAUAGCUUUGCACAUAUCCAGCACCUGAAGUGUAUGAAUUUUUUUUCUGUUUUUGACAGUCCAAAUGGUUAGGAGCCCAGAAAGAGUAGAAACUGCAUUGAAAACCCUUUUGUUGCAUUUAAGAUUCCUUGUUCAUGAAGCCUACAAUUUAGGUGUUGUGUGUUAAAAACAGGGAGGUGUGACUGUUGCACUUAAUGUUCCUGUUGCAGCCUUGUGUUUACUCUGCAGAAGAUAUGUUCCCUGGUUUUAUUAUUUUUGCAUUGUAUAGUUUGGACUUGAACUUCAGACUGUAGUGCAGCAGUGUUAACUAGGACUGCAGCUUAUGUUAUCAAGCAGAGAUAUUGAAAACAGAAACUAUCAUUUCUGGGACUGGGUCCAUACCAUACUAAAACGUUAAGAACCAGCUUCUGCUCAGAACUGUGUCCCUUAAGGUAAAUCUUUGAAGAAUCCUGUGUUUAUUUAUAGCAUUCCUUUAUAAGUUUUGAAUUUCUUUGCUCUAUCAUACUGCACAUUUGCCUGUGUGACAUGUAUACUGCAGUGGUUUACGGUGAUUUCGUGAUGAUACUUGCGUUGCAACACAUGGUCAAGAGAAGGAAAAAAAACUUGGCCAUCAUAUAAUGGGAAGCAUAUAUAUGUUCAGCCUUCAGUCUUGCCAGUAAAGAAGCCCUUAUUGUUGUAUAAAUGUAGAAUAAGGGAAUCUGAAUGAGGCUAUUGGGAUAGUGAAGAAUUCUUUAAUUACACUGAUUUGGAGUUGUGCUACCCUCAGCCUUUUUCCCUUACUAAAAGUGAAUCUGUGUCUGCCUUUAAUGUACCCUGUUGUGUGCACAUGCUCUCUCUCUCUCUCUCUCUCACACACACACACAGCAGUUUUACUUGGCAGAUACUUUUUCAGAGUGGUGCUGCACUAGCAUAUUUGAGUAGUUUCUAUCAGGAACCCAGCUUCUUGGGAAGGCCAAACAGUGAGUGUUUUUGUACUGGCUAGUAUUAAGAGACAAGUGCUGUCUUCACUCAGUUCUCUAAAUGGUGUCACAUACUACAUUCAGGCAUCUUAGCAGCUCAAGUCUUUUAGUAAUUUUUGCAGCAUUAUUUUUCUGAGAUGUUUUCCUUUUGCCUUUCAGCCCAUUUUUGUGUUAAGUUGUAAGAAUCUGAGAGGUUGGGCUACAAUUUGAAACACCAAGACCGGCAAUAAAACAACUCUGACCACCUGAUGGCAGAAAAAGAAAAACGUUAAGGCAUUGUACCCUCACAUUUUGGUUUCUUCUGCAAGUUGCAUCACUUCAAGUACUAGAAUCAGUCUUAUUACCCGACAGCACAUGCAGAACCUUCUACAUCAAAAUUAAUUGUAUUCUAACCAUUCAUCUAAUUAUUGCUCAUUUAAAAGAGAACACCAUCCAAAUGCCAAGUUUUUCUUUCCAAAAAGUGAGUUGCCUUCCCUGUAACCCAGCACUAAAUGCAUCAGAUACAGGAAAAGCAUAAUUUAAUAAUUAUUCCAUUUGUUUUUUGCCUGAUCUUAUUUCUGUUUGCUUUUCUUGCCUAUGUUUGUUUUUGCCAUCAGUUGCAUCAUGAAGGCUACUAACAGUGGCAAAGUAAUUAGGUUUGACCACGUAUUCCAACUACAGAACCAUUAAGAAAAUAGUGUAUCUUAAACAUUGGUAUUUACACAUGUAAAUUAUCCAUCACAGAUUGCCAGGUUCACACCUCAGAUAUAUAGUAUAGCCUGGAGUCUGAACAAAGAAAGGCUUUCAAGCUUAGUUUGUUAGAUGCAAACGAAAGUAGCACCUGUUAAAAUUAGGGCUCAGAUUUCUAAUACUUGAACACUGAACUACAGUUGUUAUUUUGAAAAGAACAAUUAACUAAGCUACAUUUCAAGUCUGUCACUCAAACAUUCCUUGAAAUGCUGCAUCAGAGAUGGUCCCUAAUAUAAAUCAAAGGAAGCAAAGUAAUAAGAAAUAGAGACUGAUGACCAUCAGAAGUAGUCAGUCACUAUAUUGCUGUAAGCUGAUGAGAGAAAAUCUCAAAAAUUAUCCUUAUUCUCAUAAAGAUUUCUCCCUGUCCCUCUAAAGUGGCAUUAGGGAGGUGAAAGCAUUGACUGUAAAACAAAAUCACUCUACCCAUGGCAGCCCCCUUUCCGGCCAGUUUUGGGUAUAACAAAUUAGAAAAAAUAACCUCUUUCUCUGAUGCAAGUCUAUUAAUGAUUUUUUUUCACUGUUACUGAUGUUCGGUAAUGUUCAGUAAAGAUGUUUUCUGUACAAUAUUUAGCCAUUCGAGGGCUUAUGUUUUCAAUAGGCUGACAUAGACCCCUCUGAUGCAGAGACAUUAAUAAUGGAAAAGAAAAUUCAUAAUAUACUGAAAAACUUGUUUUUUCAGUUUUUGGGUGCAGUUCUCCUUUAUAGCAAUUUCCCCUCAAAAUCUGGGUACACUGAUAACCAGGUAUCUGCUGCCACGGUUUUUGUUCCAGUACUUUCUAGUUAUAAAAUCUUUAUCUGCUGUUGAGCAGGUCAGACAUCAUCAAAAGCAUGAAUUACUUUCUGUGAUAUUAAGAACCUUGUGUUGUGCAGUCUGUUUUCUGCAGCUGGACUUGUCACUGACUGCAGUUUGUUAAAUCACCAUUAAUGAUUUGUUUGACUUUGAUGCUAUCAGGGUCACUGUAUCAACUUCCUAUUGUCAGAUAUUUGAUGUUAACUGGUUAGCUCCCCUGAAUCCUCAUCUGUCUUCUACAUUGCUGUUUACCUGUCUCUUGUCUUCUUUCCCAGUGCACUUAGUAAUGUGUUGGCUGGUCAUAUUCUCGACUUGCUGUACCAAAGUCCAUGUCAACAAAAGCUGCUCUCAUUUAUUUGCUCUUCUGGCUCUAGUAAGAGAAAACUAGCCAUUUCUGAGUAUGAUUUGUUUUGAGUCAAACGUUUCAUGGUCCAUUGUAACCAGGACUGCAAUUCAUCUGCCACUGAAGUCUUGUUUGCGAGUACUGUUGACAUCACUGAAGUCUUGUUUGCGAGUACUGUUGACAUCACUGAAGUCUUGUUUGCGAGUACUGUUGACAUCACUGAAGUCUUGUUUGCGAGUCCUGUUGACAUCACUGAAGUCUUGUUUGCGAGUCCUGUUGACAUCACUGAAGUCUU